Messenger RNA from Didymella exigua CBS 183.55, 315 nucleotides. RefSeq names its product DUF1014-domain-containing protein. The transcript has a single exon. Gene Ontology annotation, cellular component: nucleus. The record is from RefSeq and is a predicted model, not a curated record. The annotation marks the transcript as partial. Gene Ontology annotation, molecular function: transcription coactivator activity. Gene Ontology annotation, biological process: transcription by RNA polymerase II. Lineage: Eukaryota; Fungi; Ascomycota; Dothideomycetes; Pleosporales; Didymellaceae.
UCGGCGCUCAACGCCACCGGCAUCGACAACGCGCUCGACGCGCUCGACAUCACAGCCUCGAACCAGGACAAGCUGGACCGCCACCCGGAGCGCCGCUUCAAGGCGGCGUAUGCCGCGUACGAGGAGCGCCGGCUCGAGGAGAUGAAGGACGAGAAGGGCCUGCGGCGGAACCAGAAGGUCGAGCAGAUCCGCAAGGAGUUUGAGAAGCACCCGGACAAUCCGUUCAACCAGGUCAACGCGAGCUACAACGCUACGCGAGAGGACGUGGCGGCGAUCAGGGACAAUGUCAAGGAAGGAAAGGAGAAGAGGCUCGCU